AUGGCUCCAGCAGGACACACAACCACGCUGCACUGUAUACACACACUGGCAGUCAACCCCUAAACUAACUCCUCCUCCUCUCCCUCCAGCGUCACGAUCAGCCUGCCCCUCCCCUGCUACUUCAGCCGCAUUUCUCUCCCUCCUUGCCUCACUCUCUCACUCCUGUGGGACUGUGCUGCAGGGUGAUUGUCUGUCUACUGUAGAGCAGGGAAACAGAGUGUGAGGUGCGUGUAUGUGAGUGCGUGUGUGUCAGAAGAUCAGAGCGAGGAGACGCCAAACGGACACAAUGGGGGCCUCCAGCCCUGUCAGGGUGCAGGAGAGCCAGGCCGUCAGGCUGAGUGUUGGCCAUGUUGCGCCAGGCGGAGCCCACGAGUAGCACGCUACAGCUGGUGGCCACGGACAUGACAGAGAUCAUGGAGAACCUGGACACGCGAGAACUCGACAUGGGCGACGGGGAGGAGGUGUUUGACGGGCACGAUGGCAAUAACCCAGACAAACGCAUCCCCUUCGUCGCCAUCUACAAGACGACCGGCUUCAAGGAGCCAGAGGCUCGGGUCUUCCUGGCCUCGCUGGCCAUCUCCGCCAAGAUCCUGGAGGUGGAACGCCCCCGGAUAGCCCAGGACCGCUUCAAUGUGACCACUCAGCGGAGCGUCUCCAAGGUGCUCCCUGCUGUCUUUAAGAUCGAGAUGAAGCAUGGCAACUUCACCUGGAUGGUGAAGAGGAAGGAGAAGCACUUCAUGGAGCUGCACCGAGAGCUGCGCACGUACAAAACCUUCAUGCGCAUCCCUCUGCCGUCACGCAGUCACACAGAACGGCGGCAGACUAUAAACAGGAACUUGGCACGCGAGAUGCCCAGCUUGCCACGCGGAGGCGGGGAAGACCUCAGAGAGGAGCAGGUGUCCAGUAGAAGGAAACAACUGGAGGAUUACUUGAAUAAGCUGUUGAAAAUGCCACUGUACAGAAGCUACCAUGCAACAACGGAGUUCAUUGAUGUGAGUCAGUUGUCCUUCAUUCAUGAUUUGGGACCAAAAGGCUUGGAGGGCUUUGUUUACAAGCGGUCUGGUGGUCAUCGGAUCCCUGGCCUGAACUGCUGUGGUCACAGCAAAAUGUGUUACCGAUGGUCCAAACGGUGGCUGGUUGUGAAAGAUUCAUUUCUGCUGUACAUGAAGCCGGACUCGGGGGCCAUUUCGUUUGUCAUGCUGGUGGACAAGGAGUUUGCCAUCAAAAUGGACUCCAAAGACACGGAGACGAAGCAUGGAGUGCGCAUCGACAACUUAAACAGGACCUUGGUGCUGAAGUGUAGCAGCUAUCGGCAUGCCCGCUGGUGGGGGCAGGCCAUCGAGGACUUUGUCCGCAAGUAUGGCAGCGCCUUCCUCACCGACCAUCGCUUUGGCUCUUUUGCCCAGGAGCAGCCGGACACCCCAGCCAAGUGGUAUGUCAAUGGGAAGACCUACAUGGAGGAUGUGGCCAACGCAUUAGAGGAAGCUAGAGAAGAGAUCUUCAUCACGGACUGGUGGCUCAGCCCUGAGAUUUUCCUGAAGAGGCCGGUCGUUGAAGGAAACUACUGGCGCCUGGACUGGAUUUUAAAGCGCAGAGCACAACAAGGCGUGAAGAUUUUUGUCAUGCUGUACAAAGAGGUGGAGCUGGCCUUGGGAAUCAAUAGUGAAUACAGCAAACGGACACUCCUUCACCUUCAUCCAAACAUCAAGGUGAUGAGGCACCCAGACCACGUGUCCUCCUCUGUGUACCUGUGGGCCCACCACGAGAAGAUUUUGGUUAUCGACCAGUCGGUGGCUUUCGUUGGAGGUAUUGACCUGGCGUACGGACGCUGGGAUGACCGAGAGCAUCGCCUGACUGAUGUUGGGAGUGUCACGCGAGCCAUGCACACAGAGGCCGAGAGCGAGGCGUCUCCCACCGUGUCCAGGGCUAACGGCACCCCGGCCACUAAUGGGAAAGGCGGCGGCUUGGUGCAGGACUCUCUGGACCAGCCCAAGCUGAAGGGCCAGGGCCGAGGCAAGAGGACCCGCUUCAGCAUCCGCAGACACCUGCACAAGCGAGGCCUGACGCAUGGAGACAGUGUCAGUAGCGUUGACAGCACGGAGGAGGCUGCAACAGCUGCUCAAAACACACAAGCAGAUGUUGUGGGGCUCCUUGGCAAUACCCGCUUCUGGCAUGGAAAAGACUACUGCAACUUUGUCCACAAAGACUGGGUCCAACUCGACAAACCGUUUGAUGAUUUCAUCGACAGGCACACGACUCCCAGAAUGCCCUGGCACGACAUCGCCUCUGUGGUUCAUGGAAGGGCAGCGAGAGACGUUGCCAGACACUUCAUCCAGCGCUGGAACUUCACCAAGCUUGUAAAACCCAAGUAUAGAUCUCUGUCUUACCCGUACCUGCUUCCCAAAUCUCACACCACGGCUCAUGAGAUCAAAUACCAAGUUCCCAACUGCACCACCGUCAAAGCACAGAUUCUCCGAUCAGCCUCUGAUUGGUCUGCGGGUAUAAAAACCCAUGAGGAGUCUAUCCACAACGCCUACGUCUAUGCCAUCCAGAACAGCAAGCAUUACAUCUACAUUGAGAAUCAGUUCUUCAUAAGCUGUGCGGACAAUAAGCAUGUCUUCAAUAAGAUUGGAGACGCCAUUGCCGAGAGGAUCAUCAGAGCCUACAAGGAGAACAAGAAGUAUCGUGUCUAUGUGGUGACCCCUCUUCUGCCCGGGUUUGAGGGAGAUAUCAACACAGGGGGUGGCAGUGCCAUCCAGGCCAUCAUGCACUUCAAUUACAGGACGAUGAACCGCGGCGACUGCUCGAUCAUCUCCCAGCUCCAAAGAGAGAUGUCUGAUCACUGGAUGAACUACAUCUCCUUUGGUGGCCUGAGGACCCAUGCUGACCUGGAGGGCAAACUAGUGACUGAGCUCAUCUACGUUCACAGCAAAAUGCUCAUUGCUGACGACAACACUGUCAUCAUUGGCUCAGCCAACAUCAAUGACCGCAGCAUGCUGGGCAAGAGGGACAGUGAGGUGGCGGUCAUCUACCAGGACACGGAGACGGUGACUUCAGUGAUGGACGGGGAGGAGUACCAGGCAGGACCGUUUGGCCUGCAGAUCCGACUGGAGUGCUUCAGGAUGAUCUUGGGAGCCAAUACAGACAGCAGCAUUGACGUGACAGACCCCAUCAGCGAUCAGUUCUACAAGGAGGUGUGGAUGUCCACAGCUGCCCGGAAUGCCACCAUUUACCAAAAGGUGUUCCGCUGUCUGCCGUCCAGCGACGUCCGCAACAUCUCCGAGCUGGAGGGCUACCUGGCCAAGCCCGGCCUGGAGAAGGAGGAUCCUCUCCGCGCUCAGGAGGAGCUCAGGAAGAUCCGCGGCUUCCUAGUCCAGUUCCCUCUGCAGUUCCUGAGCGAGCAGAACCUCCUGCCGCCCAUCGGCUCUAAAGAGGCUAUGGUUCCCAUGGAGGUCUGGACCUGAGCUGGGCCGGGCCAGGGCCACUACAGUACAGUACUGUCAGAGAGAGUAGAGAGAGAGAGGUUCCAUUGGCCCAUUGUUUCCGUGUUCUAUUAUUGCAAGGGGGAGGGGGGGAAAUCCCCCUUUACGCAGACCUAGGCAGACCUAAGGACUGUUCUAUUCAAUGCUAGGAGUAUUAUGACACGCCCCUUUAGGCAGACCGGAACAUGGUCACGUUAGGUGCCCAUAGCAACCUAUUACAUUGGCAUAUCUCUAUAUAUUUAAAGAAUCUCUGGUACUGUAGUACAGAGCAAUCUGCAUGGACAGAGGUGUCAGAUGUGUCAGAGGUGGUUCCGAAGUAGUUACGAGUAAACCCUUCAACAGUUCUCUUCCAGAGAGUUUGUUGAGUUGAGUUACUGGCCUACUCUACUGACCUGGUUCUCACACAGAUGGUUGUUAACUUGUGCAAGCUCACGAAGUUGGGCGAACAUGCACGAGCGUCUGCCUGAGAACCAGGCUACUGCUUUGCAACCGUGUUGAGUACUCAUUACGAUAAGCUGAUUCAGGGGUAGUCCGUAGUUGGAUCAAAUUUGUGAAGAUUUGUGUCUUUCUGAACCCAACAUGGAUGCCUCUGUCUGCAUCCCUGAUGGCGUCAGGCUCUGUAGCACAGCGAUGCUGCAGGAGGGGCCACUUGAGGAGACAGGCCAUGCUAUUACCUCUCGCCAUCCAGUUGAGAAGGCUGAAUAGCUAGAGCGAAAUCCACUAACAGUCAUAUCCUAUCAUAUCCUAUUGUCGCUAACCGCACUGAUGAAGUCUAGUUGUUUGGCUAUUGAUCUCAAGGAGGAAGACCAAAGGAAAUGACUUACAACCUGUCUUCCUAAAAAUAAUAUUUAAUGCAAUGCAUGACCUCUAUUCCAAUCUGUCUUUUCUUGGUGUGUCCCUGUCUGCCUUUCCUUUUGUUUUUAUUCUUUAAUAACCAUAUUACUGUUGAACACUAUGCAAUUUCAGUGACAUUACGUCAACUGCAGUCUACAUUUUUGUAACCAUUUUACUCUAUUUGAAAGAAGGGUGUUGAUAUAAAGAAGGGUUGUUUUCAACCCUGUUGUGGUUUCAAAUAUCUUACGAAACAGGAAGGGUAUAUUAAUCACUAGACUAUAUAAUGCAGUAGUAUUACCGACAACGAAGUUUUGCUACAAGUGCACGACCAGAAUGAGAGGUGCAAUAACACAAGUGCCAAUUAAUGGUUACUAACUUGUGCAGGUUUAUUUAAUUUUAUUUUAUACUAAUAAUGAACAUUCCUAAAAUUCCAGUGUUUGUCAUUUGUAUGUAUUUGCCUUGAACUAUUUAAAGAUCCAGUGUAUCAUUUUUGUUUUUGUUUUCUCCAAAAUGCAUGUUGCCCAUUCACAAAUUUGACCUUCAUGAACAUUUUCUAAUUAAAUAAACGAAUACUUACUGCUCUGACCAGAGCAGCCUUUGCAGCCAAAGACAUCUACGACUAGUAAAUCAAAAUGGUGGAUUUCAGAGAUGUUAUAAAGUAGAAGUAAAAGUACUCUUACUUAUGUAAUUACAACACCACUGUAGUAUUAUGAUAUUACGUGGUUGCAACUAUGUAAUAUCAUACUUCUUGUUUUGUAAUUACAUCUGUAACAGUACUUCUACUUCUACUUCAUACACCUCUGGUGGAUUUACACAGAGAGGGUCCAAGCAUACAUGCAUGAAAAGUGUACAUCUCCAAGCCAUAAUGAACACGUAGAUUGAUGGUGGUUGUGAAUAUGCAUGAAAAAGAUGACAUUUGCGAAUGGGCAGCAUCAGUUAUGUGGAAAUGAACUACUCAAAAAAAUUACACACUCAGCCUUUAAGGUGAACAUCCCACUACUAAUCAGGUCUGUCGUUAAAAAGUCUUGUUGAUCGGUUUUUGACCCUUCUACUGUGAGCCUGCUAAAGUGUAUUCAUUUGCCUUGACCAUUGUAAAGCCAUGACAAGUGAUGAAGAGUUUAAAAAAGUGCCUUUGCAGAAAAAGGA
Molecule: messenger RNA, 5462 nt
Organism: Engraulis encrasicolus (European anchovy)
Lineage: Eukaryota; Metazoa; Chordata; Actinopteri; Clupeiformes; Engraulidae
Gene: pld1b
Product: phospholipase D1b
Exons: 26
Coding region: 348-3464 (1038 amino acids)
Biological process (GO): regulation of vesicle-mediated transport; phosphatidic acid biosynthetic process; intracellular signal transduction
Cellular component (GO): plasma membrane region; intracellular membrane-bounded organelle
Molecular function (GO): phosphatidylinositol binding; D-type glycerophospholipase activity
Source: RefSeq, a predicted model, not a curated record